Molecule: messenger RNA, 2215 nt
Organism: Daucus carota subsp. sativus
Lineage: Eukaryota; Viridiplantae; Streptophyta; Magnoliopsida; Apiales; Apiaceae
Product: pentatricopeptide repeat-containing protein At1g63330-like
Exons: 1
Coding region: 157-2007 (616 amino acids)
Molecular function (GO): protein binding
Source: RefSeq, a predicted model, not a curated record
AAGUCUACACGAUCAAUUUAAGAGGUUGUUCAACUGUCGUGCCGUUAGAAAAAGUACUUAUUAUAUAACUGUUUGACACUACUCAUAACGGACCAAUUGCAUUUACCACCUACUCGAUUUCUCAACUUCCCAUUUCUGCUUAGAGAGGCUUCAGCAAUGGCUGUCAAGAGAGGAGCUUCUCUCACAAUGACUUGUUUCAGCUUAACCCCUCCAAUUAUAAGCCCUUGUUCUCUUUUACCCGCUCUUUUUCAUUCUCAUUUUCUUCCUUUCUCUACUAAACCUAACUCUAAUUUACAACCCAAACCCGCCUUUAUUCCUUCUCCAUCCACCACUCAUCCCAAACUAAAACAAUUACUCUAUCAUAAAUCUAAGCUUGGUUUUGAUAAACUCCACGAUGCUCUUCUUGUGUUCGAUCAAAUGCUCCUUCUAAAAUAUAGGCUUUCUGUUGUGGAUUUCACACAACUGUUAACCGCCCUGGUUCGAAUGGAAGAGUACUCAGUUGCCAUCUCCAUGUUUAGAGAAUUCCGUGUUUUAAGCAUUCCUGUUAAUAUUGUUACCUUUACUACUGCCAUACAUUCAUGUUGUCAUUUGAACACACUUGAUUAUGCCUUUUCAUUGCUUGCUGUAAUCAUCAAGAGUGGUCAUGUCCCCAAUGUUGUGACCUACAACACUCUCAUCAAGGGCCUUCUAUCUCAAGACAGGCCUUUGGAGGCCAGGGAUUUGUUUAAGAAGCUUAUCAUGUUUCAAGAAAUUCAGCCCAAUGUAGUUAUGUAUAACACCAUCAUUGAUGGUCUCUGCAAGACUUCAAAUACCUCCAUGGCUCUCAAGUUGUUAAGAAAGAUGGAGGAGAUAGGUUGUAACCCCGAUGCGGUAACUUAUACCUCAAUUAUUGAUUCUUUGUGCAAAGAGAGACGAGUCGAUCAUGCAUUGGUUCUUUUGUCGGAAAUGACCGACAAAGGCAUAUCACCUAAUGUUAUAACCUAUAGCACGCUACUUCAAGGUCUUUGCAGCUCCGGCCGAUGGGAGGACACUGAGAGUUUGUUAACAGAGAUGGGGGUUAGGAAGAUCUCUCCAAACUUGCACACCUAUAAUAUAUUAGUUGAUGCACACUGCAAAGAAGGGAGGACAACAGAUGCAGAAGAUGUAAUUGAAAUUAUGAUCCAGAAAGGUGUCUUUCCUGAUUCAAUCACCUGCAAUGCACUAAUGGGUGGAUUUUGUUUAACAGGCAAAAUGGACAGGGCAUUAGAGGUGCUGAAUACCAUGAGGAGUAAUGGGAUAGCGCCAGAUCGUUAUAAUUAUACCAUUCUGAUAAAUGGCUAUUGUAAGAGGCAGGAACUAGACAAAGCCAUCAAUCUCCUCGAACAAAUGCAUGUUGAAGCUAUAAAACCCGAUGUUCAAACCUACAAUACACUGAUGCAUGGUCUCUUUCAGACGGGUAGACAUGUUGAGGCGCACAACCUUUUCCAUGAAAUGCUAAAAAAAGGUAAUAAAUCAGAUCUCGCAACAUGUCGAAUUCUCUUAGACGGCCUUUGCAAGAACCGAUACAUGGAUGAUGCAAUCUCCUUCUUUCGAAUGAUGGAAUGUGAAGGUAUAGUACAUGAUAUUCAAAUACAUAAUAUCCUAAUUGAUGGUCUCUGCAAGAUCAGAAAGCUUAAUAAGGCCAGAAUUAUUUUUGAUAAGCUUGCUUCGAGUGGUUUGCAACCUGACGUCAUAACACACAACAUAAUGAUCAGAGGACUUUGUCAAGAAGGGUUAUUUGAGGAAGCAAAGGAAUUACUUUCUAAAAUGGAAACGAGCAUUUGUUUGCCUAAUGAUGUGACUUAUAAUACGAUCAUCCGUGGAAGUCUUUUGAAUAAAAGAUAUGAAGAAGCAGCUGUACUGAUAGAGAACAUGCGAGCUCGUAAAUUUUCAGAAGAUGCAUCUACCACAUCCAUGGUACUGGACCUAUUAUCUAAAGAAGAACAAGACCCCUCCGUUCUUGCGUUCUGCAGAUGGUUUUUGCAAUAGGUACUGAAGUUUAUGGUUCAUUGUUAACUUCCUUAAGUUUUCUGCUGUAGUAAUAUGUUUUACUGAGCAAAGAAUUAUUCUAAUUAGCAAUGUAAGGGGUUCCAUCAGUUUGUUAAGAGCAAAUAGACAAUAUAUUUGAGACAGUAAGACUAUGUCUUCUAUUUGUAUUGAGUACGGUCUAUGUUCAAGUUGUCAUUCAGAAUUGAAA